Hyla sarda is the source of this 3298-nucleotide messenger RNA. It is a transcript of the gene SOX4, whose product is annotated as SRY-box transcription factor 4. Bases 362 to 1534 code for a protein of 390 amino acids. Gene Ontology annotation, biological process: anatomical structure morphogenesis; positive regulation of transcription by RNA polymerase II; cell differentiation. NCBI's taxonomy places the organism in Eukaryota, Metazoa, Chordata, Amphibia, Anura, Hylidae. The record is from RefSeq and is a predicted model, not a curated record. The transcript has a single exon. Gene Ontology annotation, molecular function: RNA polymerase II cis-regulatory region sequence-specific DNA binding; DNA-binding transcription activator activity, RNA polymerase II-specific.
GAAGCUGCAUUGAGCAGCGCUGUUAGCUGUGUGAGGAGCGGUGUAGUGUGUAGACCAGCUCCUCUGCACUCAUACACUCCAUGUCUGCUGGUCAUCUGUGUCACCCCCCGCACUCCUCUGGACUACACUGUCACAGCUCCUGCCUGGGAUCCUGUUCUCCAGCACUGCUGGACUGGAGCCGUACAAACUAUAAGAACUAACUCAUAAGUCCUAAAGACAGAGUGAUGCCUGCCAGCGGCUGCUGGAGCUGCCAGUAACCAAGGGAGCAGCACAACGUGGGUCGCCUCGCCAGGGUAUUGGAUGCUCCAGUGCCUGGAUCAGUGUGCCGGGACACAGCAGCCGGGACGCCCCCCUCGUCACUAUGGUGCAGCAGAGCAGCAACACCGACAACACGGAGGCACUGCUGGCAGGAGAGAGCUCGGAGUCCGGAGUGGGCAUCGAGCUGGAUAUGGCAUCUUCUCCCACGCCGGGCUCCACCGCCUCCACCGGGGGCAAAGCUGACGAUCCCAGCUGGUGUAAGACCCCGAGCGGCCACAUCAAGAGACCCAUGAACGCCUUCAUGGUGUGGUCGCAGAUCGAGCGCAGGAAGAUCAUGGAGCAGUCCCCGGACAUGCACAACGCCGAGAUCUCCAAGCGCCUGGGCAAGCGCUGGAAGCAGCUGAAGGACAGCGACAAGAUCCCCUUCAUCCGGGAGGCCGAGCGGCUGCGGCUCAAGCACAUGGCCGACUACCCGGACUACAAAUACCGUCCCAGGAAGAAGGUCAAGUCCGGCGCCUCCAAGCCCGGGGAGAAGGGCUGCAGCAGCCCCGGAGCAGGGAACCCUAGCGGCGGCUGCAGCAGCUCCUCCAAGCCCCCAAUGAAGAAGAGCAGCGGUGCCAAGUUAUGCAGCAAGCCGCACACCAAGCUGGUCCUGGGCAGCAGCAGCAAAGCCUUCCCCGAGCAGCCGUGCAUCCUGGACCACCACUCUCUGUACAAGUCCCGGAGCACGGGCACCUCCAGCCGGCAGGCCGCCCCGGACACUAAGAAGCCCAAGCACCGGCUCUACAUCUUCGGGGCCCCCGGCUCGUCCCCCAUGGCUGUGCCCGCCAGUCCCACUCUCAGCUGCAGCUCUGGUGAGGCCAGCGACCCCCUCAGCCUGUACGACGACGGGGCCGGCUCCAUAAACAACUCCCCGGACUCUCCAUCCGAGCACGACGGCUACCCGAGGGCGUCCUCCCCGGCCCCGUCCUCCUCUCACUCCUCCUCUUCUUCGGCUGCAUCCUCCCCCUCCUCCGCAUCCUCCUCCUCUUCAUCUUCCUCCUCGGACGAGGAGCUGGAGGACGAGCUCCUGGAGCUCAACCCCAGCCCGGGCUUCGAGAGCAUGUCCCUGGGCAGCUUCAGCUCGGCGGCCCUGGACAGAGACCUGGACUUUAACUUUGAGGCGGGCUCCCGCUCCCACUUCGAGUUCCCGGACUAUUGCACCCCCGAGGUGAGUGAGAUGAUCUCCGGGGACUGGCUGGAGUCCAGCAUCUCCAACCUGGUGUUCACCUACUGAGCCCAGCAGGGACUGCACUUCUACUUUACACGGACCACGUAGGGACUGUUGUGUGUGCCCACCAGAGAGGGCAUCAUCACAUGGGAACAUGGCACUUAUAGGGGCUACUGCACGCCACAUCCGAGCCAUGUGGGGAGGGAUCGCCCAGUCUUUAGAGGAGAGGAAGGAGCACAAGGAAAGUUUAGACUUCCACCUUCUUCUGAUGACCGCGGUGGCUGUGGAGCUCCCCAGGAGGAGGAGGGGGCUUCACUAGGGACUGGAAUGGAUUUGCACGUCUGGAGAAGGAGGGCACCUUUGGGCCAUCCCCGAGUAGAGAUGGACAUUGAGACAAGGACACUACUUGGCCGAGGAGGAGGAGAGAGAGAGCUGAUGAUGUUACAUAUUUCUGUGGUACCGGGGGGAGGCUCUUUUACAAUGUGUUUCUCAGAAUCGUGAUGGUGUCGGAUUAUUUCACUGGUGGGUUAAUAAUAUAGCAUGUUAUCCUGUCUAUCUUUUAAGGUUUCUGUAAGACUGUUGAACAGUUUUUUUUUAGUGUUAGGAUAAAUCUACAGCCGAUAGGUGGCGCUAUGUUUGAUUCCUAAGAAAAUCACCAGCUUUUUUUCUCAUUCUUAACUCUUUAAGGAUUCAAACGCAACUCAAAUCUGUGCUGGACUAAAACUAAUGAUUCAGGACCAAAUUGUUUCUCCUCAGAGUAUGUAUGUGUUCUUCUUAGUACUCAAUAGCUGUACAUGGACAGACUGUUCGUUUUUUGGGUUCCCUUUCUCAUUGGUAAUCCAUAUUGUCCCCUCCCCCUCCUUUUUGCAUAUGUACUUCAGCUCCCCAUCUUUUCUAUGUGGACCUAUUUAUACUGGCCAAACUUUUUUAUGUUUCCUUCUGUUUGGUAGCUUUCUCCUUCCCCCAUCCACACCGUUUUUGUCUCCUUCACUGAAGGGCUAGAGUUUUAACUUUUAAUUUUUUAUAUUUAAAUGUAGACUUUUGACACUUUUAAAAAGAAAAAAAAAAAAGAAAGAGAGAUGAAAAACGUUUGAUUAUUUUCUCAGUGUAUUUUUGUAAAAAAUCUAUAAAGGGGGUGUUUUAACCGGUGUCAAUUGCAGUUUUGAAUAUCCUGUCAAUACUACAAACAGGGAGGCUGGUUAAUACCAAGAAUAAAGUUCACCAGCCUAUACUUACCAUGUUUACACACUCAGUCUGCAGGCUUCUUAAAGUCACAGCAUCCCUUCCAGCCUAGUGCACUCAGCAGUCACCUCCAGAGUGUUCCUAAUACACUGUAUAUCGGUUGAAAACUUACAACAAAAAAAAGUCUUUGUAUUAAUAAUCUUGUGUAGUAUUUAUAUAGCUCUUUAUAACUCUACUUCAGAGGAUUUUUAUUUUGUUUUGUAUUAUUGUGCUGCCAUCUCCUGUGUGGAAUAGUGGCAGCAUGUCGGGUUUGGCACUGUUAAUGCUUCAAGGAGAAGAGGAACAAUGUUAGUCGCCUGUAGGGGUAGAACAUUGAGCCACGCGCUUGUCUUUUUUUUGUUAGAAAUGCCAUGCCAGUCUCCUGUAAUUGUCAGAGGCUUGCUUUUUUUUUUGUAAACCCUUGAAAUAGGAGUUCCCCUUUAAGGGUUACGCAAGCUAGCCUGUAGUAGAAUGCUUUAAAGCAACCAGUGCACAUUCUAAGCAAAAAAAAAAAAAAAAAGGGAUCCUGUAGCUUUAACUUCUAGACCACAUAUUUGCACUUUUUUUUAUAAUACAAAAAAAUAAAACCGUGCCGUUUAAACCACUGGA